GGAAAGAAAAUACAGGGGAAGUUAGACAAGAAACAGGCAUUAUGAGAUAAAAAUAUCACAAGGAGAAAGAGAGAAGUGAUAUCCCUGAGUGCCUCGGUGGAUCCUGUAAACAGACAUGAAUAAUCGCUCCAUUGCCUGGUGGCUGAGACAGAUUGGCCUGUCCCAGUACACCAAGACACUAGAGAGGGAAUAUUACGGUCUGGAGGGCUUGCUGAACGUGACGGAUAGAGAGCUGAAGGAUGCAGGGAUAGAGGAUGCAACACACAGAGAAACCAUCCUCAGCCAACUUUCAAGGCACCGACAGAGACUGGACCCUCACUCUGCAAGAGGAGGAGUGUCAGUGCAUACUUUAGCCAGCUGAAGGUGUUUGGUGGUCGGAGAGAGAUGGAGUCGCUGAAGAAAGAGCUGGAGGAGGAGCUGAAGCUCAGCACUGAGGACCUGAGGAGCCACGCUUGGUACCAUGGUCCGCUGAGCCGAGAGGCUGCAGAGUCUCUGUUUGAGAGGGACGGAGACUUCCUGGUCCGAGACUCAAGCUCUUCCCCUGGUGACUACGUUUUGAGCUGCUUUUGGAAGGACGGGCCCAUGCACUUCAAGAUCAUACGAGUGGUUCUUCGUCCCAAAAAGGGCUACUCUCGGGAGCUGUUCCAGUUUGAGGAGGAUCGCUUUGACAAUGUUCCUGCUCUGAUCCGAUUCUAUGUGGGCGGGCGUCGACCCAUCUCCCAGGCCUCGGGCGCUGUGAUCUUUCACCCAAUCACACGGACCCUUCCUCUGCGUGUCAUCACUGAGCGACAUACGGAGCCCAGCAGCAGCAGCAGUAGAAGUGCAGGGGUAGAAAAACACACUGAAUCCAAGAAAAGACGCAGCUUCAGCUCUGCACACGCCGACACACUGCAGGUUAUCAAUCCACUGCUAAGGAGUGGAAGUCAGCCUGCUAACUUGGAGAACGUGGGACGGAGGCCUUCACUUCAGUCUGCACAAUCUGACAGCAACCUGCGAACUGGUGCCCCGCAGAAAGCUCAGUCAGAGGACACUGCCCCCCCCCCAAUCUCUCCAGUGUUUCGCACAGGCAGCGAACCCCUGCUGAGCCCACGACCACGACACACACGGCCCUCCCAUCCAGGUGGUGGCGUAACUUUGCGAGGUUCAGACGGACAGCUGCACUCCAGAGCUCCUCCAAAACCUCUCAGGGUCUCUGUUGUCUUCCCCAACGCCGUCCCACCCCCACCUACAGACCAAGACUAUGACCCUUCUUCUUUUUACGAUGAGCUGGUUGUCCAGGUGCCACAGUCCGGACGGAAGGGUCAUGUGGACCGCCUGCGUGCAGAGGAGAAGUGGCAGAGCCGGGCCCGCCUCACAGAGACUUCCUUUGGCUUUCUGGAGGCACAGAAAAAUGAAGUAUCGGUGCCGAUGCUGCCGCAGAAGAAGGGGGCAGAGGAAGUGGAGGACUGGCAUUUUGAAAAGCCACAUGUAGAGUCAGAGUCGUGUUUCCAGUUGGAUCACUUUAAGUCGGUGCUUUUGCCGGAGAACAACCGACCUCUGGAGCCCAGCGUCCUGCUGACACUCAAAGAGCUCUUCAACCGAUCAAAAGCAGACACCACCGCUCUGCACAUGCUCAGCGUUGACUGCCAGGUAGCACGCAUCGUUGGGGUGACUGACGAGCAGAAGAGGAUUAUGGGAGUUGGAUCGGGGCUAGAGCUUGUCACUUUGCCACACGGACACCAGUUGCGACAGGAUUUGUUAGAAAGGCAUCAUCUAAUAGCACUGGGAGUCGCAGUGGACAUCCUGGGCUGCACAGGGACUGUGAGCCAAAGGGCAACCGUUUUACAUAAAUUAAUCUUAUUGGCUCAGGCCCUGAAAGAACACGCCUACAACCUCUACUCCUUCUCAGCAGUGAUGAAGGCUCUGGAGAUGCCUCAGAUAAUGCGCCUGGAGAUGACGUGGCGAGCGCUGAGGAGGAACCACACAGAAACUGCAGUUUUAUUUGAGAAGAAACUCAAACCCUUCAUGAAGUUGCUGAACGAGGGAGACGACUCUGUGGUCGACGGUCCCAUAGCCGUGCCACACCUGGUUCCUCUGCUGAUGGCGAUGGAGGGUGAGGACCCGGUGGAGGACAGUGAGCGAGGCUGUCAGCUUCUCUACGAUGUCCUCCAAUCAGCUCGCAAUGCUGCGCUGCACGCACAAGAUUAUCAGCAGCAUGCACACUCUCUGCUCACAGAAGGCUGGGAGCCGAUCCCUGAGCUGCUGGAGGCAUUCCGGACGGAGUUCGCCCUGCGGCUGUUCUGGGGUCAGUCGGGGGCAGCGGCCGACAGAAAGGAGCGCUAUGAGAAGUUUGACAAGAUUCUUUGUGUCCUCUCAGAUAAACUGGAACCCGUGGAGAUCACCCCACAACAACCUGACCCUCUAACCUGAGCCUCAGGGCCUGUUUCUCUAAAUUAAAGGUGAAAUCAGCACUUUCUUCACUAGGGGAAAAUAAAAAGCAGAGAUGAAAGUGAAAUGUUUUAUUUGAGCCUCGGCGUGUUGCAGGAACCAACGCGGGGAUCUCACCCCUGAGAUCACACAGACAUAAAGAAAAGUUCUUUUUGAGAUGUAAGAGACUGUCAAGCAACAACUUAACUUAUAAGAGAAUGAAUUACAUCUGGCAUGUGCGGGCCCUGGGCAGUCCUUUACUGUGAAAAGGGCUGCGUUGGAUUCAUUUGACAUUUUUAGGAAAUCUGAAAUUGUUUACUUAAAAACUAGCAUCUGUUUACUUUUUUAAAUGUGCAUUUCUGAUACUCCAACACUGUUUUAUUAAUCCACACCACUUGUUUGAUACUUGAGAUUCCAAAGGACCAACAUGAACACUAUCAAAACUGAGUUAGUUCCCUUUGUACGUAAACUGCUGCUGUAAUAGACCACACUGGAAAUUGUGUUUUUAAUUUCAGUGUUUAUACUGCAUUGAAUGUAUGUUUAUUACUUCUUGGUUGCCAGUUUUUGCAUGUAAUAUUUCUCAUAUAUGAUAUUGUAAAGAACCACAAAUGACAAUAAAUGUUUUUUUCUUUGCACUUUAUGACUCAAAUGAUACAAAAAAAGAUGGAUCAUACAAUAAUACCCCUAAAAUGUCCACUAGUCCAGGACAGAGUUGCAGAGAAAGAGAUGGGUAAAACCAUACCUGGCCAAACAAGAUU
This is a messenger RNA of Morone saxatilis (striped sea-bass), 3164 nucleotides long. RefSeq names its product SH2 domain containing 3A (gene sh2d3a). Gene Ontology annotation, molecular function: guanyl-nucleotide exchange factor activity; phosphotyrosine residue binding. Gene Ontology annotation, biological process: small GTPase-mediated signal transduction; positive regulation of peptidyl-serine phosphorylation. Lineage: Eukaryota; Metazoa; Chordata; Actinopteri; Moronidae. The record is from RefSeq and is a predicted model, not a curated record.